AUGGCUCUGCUCAAGUCUCUACUCAUCAGCUGCGCUCUGUUUGCCGUCAUCGAGUGCGCCCUGCUGCCCGGCGUGCCCGUGAACACAGACUUUGAUCCGCAUCCGCAAUACGCGUACGCCUACAAUGUGCAGGAUGCCAUCACCGGGGACAGCAAGAGCCAGCAGGAGGUGCGUGAUGGAGAUGUAGUCAAGGGCUCCUACUCGGUGGUCGAUGCCGACGGUUCGCUGCGCACCGUUUUCUACACGGCGGAUCCGAUCAACGGCUUCAAUGCGGUCGUGCAGCGCGGUCCAGUUCCAGUUCCAGUUGCAGCUCCAGUUCCCGUGGUUGGCCCACGUCCAGUCGCCCCAUUCCUGGGCUAG
Molecule: messenger RNA, 360 nt
Organism: Drosophila novamexicana
Lineage: Eukaryota; Metazoa; Arthropoda; Insecta; Diptera; Drosophilidae
Gene: Cpr64Ab
Product: cuticle protein 19.8
Exons: 2
Coding region: 1-360 (119 amino acids)
Cellular component (GO): extracellular matrix
Source: RefSeq, a predicted model, not a curated record